UCCUUCAGUACAACAUCUCCACAUUUCUUGGACCUCCACCCCUUGGGAAACCUCACUACCCUCCCUGUGAAUACAUUUUUCCUGAUAUCCAAUCUGACCCUCCUCCAUGCACCCCAUCCCACCACUCUCAUGGUGGCAGGCAGGAGAGUGGGACAGGUGGCACUUGUCCUUGGAAAAUGUCACUCAGGUCCCCAGCCAUCACUAUGUCCUCCCUGGGCACGGGUCACCCCAUGCCCAGCAGGAUGUGCUCCAUCUUCAUGGCGAUGGGGUGGGAGCUAACGAAACUUCGUCUUUGCACAUUGUGGUGGGAGGAGAUCCAUAUUCCUUGAUGCACAAAGGGAAAAUGCACACCAUGAGCACCUUCAGUCCCCCGUGGAGCACUUCUGGCACUCCUGUGCGCAGCUCUGCUUUGGUCCUUCCCAGCCUUCGGGUGCAGCCCUGCUGUGUCUGUACUCACACCCUGGGCUGCCCGAUACUGUCAUGUGCCCAGGGGACUGUGAGCUCUCGGAGUGUGGGAGGGGAUGUGCUGGUGGUGCUGGGCCAAUGGCAGGGUGCUGGUCCCCACGGCUGUGCCUCGCUGGUCCCAUCUGCUGUGAUUCAGAGCCAAGUUCUGCUUCUGUAAGAGCUGGCCUCACUUCUCUUUUGUACACCAAGCCAGGGUGCAAAGACCACCCCAGAGAGUUGGGUGGAAGACAGCAGGACUCAGGGCUUGUCUGCAUGGCCCAGGGAGUGCUCUACACUGACCUGAGGUUUGCCAAAGGGCCAAGGGGCCGUGGCACAGCCAGCCAGCCACUGGAAGCAGCCCUUGGUAUGGAUGAGGCUGAGAGUCCCCAUGAGAACAUCACACCAGAGCUGAUGCCUGUGAGGACAGCAGGGGAAGGGGCCUGGCACAGUCCAGGGUGCUGUUCCAGCCGGCGCUGUGUCCCUGUGGGGUUGGUGGCUGUCAGUCUACUGCUGCUGGUGGCCGCCAUGGUGCUAGGGGCCUGCUACUGGCAGGUGACUCGCCAGCUACAGGACACAUCCCUGGAGCAGGUGGCCGAGCGCGGCCGCUUCUCACAGGAGGUGCGGAUGCGAGACCAGAGCCUGGAGCAGAUGCGACAGGAGCUGGCACAAGUGCGAGAGGAGCUGCAGCAAGCAUGGCAACAGGGCAACAAUAGCCAGCAGGAGCUGGGCAGGUGGGAGGCCGAGCUGGCGCAUGUCUCAGGGGCCCUGGCUGCAACCCAGAAGGAGCUGAACAGCGUGCAGGGAAGGCUGAAUGCUAGUGAGAGCACCGUGACCCUGCUGCGCUCCUGCACGGCUAUAGACUGCUGCCCCUCAGGCUGGCUGCUGUACCGGGGAAAGUGCCUCUUCAUCUCAACGGACAAGAAGACGUGGGAUGACAGCAGGGCAGAGUGUGAGGAGCAGUACUCUCAGCUCCUGAUCACCAAAUCCUGGAGUCGCUGGACUGUGCCGAGCUUCCUGAAGAAUGCAGACAUCGCGUACUGGAUCGGGCUGCAGAAGAGCAGGUACCCCUGGUACGAAUAUGACUGGCUGGAGGAAGAGCCAGAUGGUGAAGGGCUGACAGACGCCUGGUUCUGGGUGGACGGCUCGCUUUAUGAGAGACCUUGGCAGCCGAAGUCCAACGGGUCAUGUGCCGUCAUCAGCCGUGGGAACAUCAAACCGGCGCAGUGUGAGGGGCCAGACGACCUGCACCUCUGGAUCUGCGAGAAGGCAGCAGGGCCCAGCUCCCCGUUCAUGUGACGAGAGCAGUGACACGGCCGGCUCACCCCAUGCGCCCGCAUCCUCUCUGCUUCAGCUUUCACGCAGCACAUGAGCCCAAGGAUGGAGCUACCGCCGGAGUUGGCACCGAUUAGAGUAGGGCAGUGACCUUCAGGAUGGCACCGUGUGGCCAUGCACUUCCAAAGCAGCAUCCUGCGCCAGACAUUUUGCAAGACAAAUCAUUGGGAAUUUAAAUAGCUGCCACGCACGUGCAGAAUAGCCCCGGUUUAUGUUCAGCCUGGCGAGAGCAGAGGAAGUUGUGUUCUAUUACGGGGUUGCGCGUUCCAUAUUUAGUUGAUUAAUUGGUAUGUAAAUCUUUUUGCUUGAAGAGCACAAGGCUGUUAAAAGCAUUUUAGAGGUGCACGUGUUGCUCCACGUUGUCCGCUGGCUGACCCCAUAUUGUAGCAAAUAAACAGACAAAGCUUG
Molecule: messenger RNA, 2184 nt
Organism: Tympanuchus pallidicinctus (lesser prairie-chicken)
Lineage: Eukaryota; Metazoa; Chordata; Aves; Galliformes; Phasianidae
Product: B-cell differentiation antigen CD72-like
Exons: 8
Coding region: 481-1740 (419 amino acids)
Cellular component (GO): plasma membrane
Molecular function (GO): transmembrane signaling receptor activity
Source: RefSeq, a predicted model, not a curated record